AUGCAAAGAACUUUGCGGAGGCUCGCUGAAUCAAUUGGAAGAACUCCGCUUACGCUGCAGCAAGCUCAGGCCGCCCUGCUUCCUCCGAUACCGUUGUACAGAGCUCUUCUACGUGCGCAUAGACGACUGCCAUACGAAAUGCGAUCCCUGGGAGACGCAUACAUUAAGUCAGAGUUUCGCAGUCACAGGAGUGUGGAGAACCCUCUUCACAUAAUUGGUUUUUUGUCGCAAUGGAAGAUGUACCUGGACGCUCUUCCCAGUGACCCAGAUCAGCCGUUCAAAGGGCGCAGCUUAAAUCCCGAGCUUAUUGAGAAGAUGUCUGCGGAGCAAAUCGGACAAUUAUAUGAGCUUAUGCAUGUUACCAAGGACGUCUGGAAACCUAUUGCUCCUGCAGAGGACGACUCUGCGGAGAAGAAGCAGUCGUAA
This is a messenger RNA of Phanerochaete carnosa HHB-10118-sp, 426 nucleotides long. RefSeq lists its product as uncharacterized. Gene Ontology annotation, cellular component: mitochondrial intermembrane space; mitochondrion. Gene Ontology annotation, biological process: succinate metabolic process; mitochondrial respiratory chain complex II assembly. Bases 1 to 426 code for a protein of 141 amino acids. The record is from RefSeq and is a predicted model, not a curated record. The transcript is spliced from 4 exons. NCBI's taxonomy places the organism in Eukaryota, Fungi, Basidiomycota, Agaricomycetes, Polyporales, Phanerochaetaceae.